Molecule: messenger RNA, 2787 nt
Organism: Menidia menidia (Atlantic silverside)
Lineage: Eukaryota; Metazoa; Chordata; Actinopteri; Atheriniformes; Atherinopsidae
Source: the annotation of a GenBank genome assembly
AUGCACGUUGCUGCUUUCAGUCAGGAGCAGAAAGCCUAUGCCACCGUUAUGCACCAGCCAAGCUCGUAUCAGUAUAGGGUAAAGGGAAUCCCCAGAGGCAUGGAAAAUGGCAGGGUCACGUUUCCAUUUCCCUACGAGCCAUACAAUAUCCAGGAGCAGUUUAUGGAAGCCCUCUACAGCGCACUGGACCACAGCAAAGUGGGCAUCUUUGAAAGUCCAACAGGAACGGGAAAGUCACUGAGUCUGAUAUGUGGCGCGCUGAGCUGGCUAACAGAUUAUGAGGAGAAGAAGAAACAGGAGGCUGCUGCUCUGCUACAGGAAGGAGAGGCGGUUCUGUCCACCUCAGUGGCUCCGGCCUCUGGCGCCGGCUCCUCAGCAGAACCAGACUGGAUCACAGAUUUUGUCCAGAAAAAGGCUGAACGUGAUCUGGUGUCACAGCUCAAGGAGCAAGAGUUAAGAAGGAAGAAGAGGGAAGAACGGCUUGAAAUGAUCCGUAACAAUGCUCAACUAAAGUAUGCUAUGAAGAGAAAGAGCUGCGAAGAGGACGAGGCAUUCAAGCUGCUUCAGCACAGUAAGGAAGAGCAUGCGGAAGCCCCAGGAGAUCCGGCCGAUGAAGACCUCAUCAUUGCAGAAUAUGAAAGUGAUGAUGAGACCAAGAGUAAAGGCAGAUUCUUGGGAGGUGAGGAGGAGGACGAUGAUGAGCUGGUUGAGGAGCAUGUGACUAAGAUUUAUUACUGCAGUCGCACGCACUCCCAGUUGGCCCAGUUUGUCCACGAGGUCCAGAAAAGCCCCUUCAGUAAGGACAUAAGUUUGGUUACCCUGGGUUCAAGACAGAAUCUGUGUGUUAAUGAACAGGUGCGACGUCUGGGCAGCAUCCAGCACAUUAAUGACCGCUGCAUGGAGAUGCAGAAGAAUAAAAAUGAGAAGCUGCAUCACGAGGAGGGCGCAAAACGCAAGCGAGGCCCCGCAAAGAGUGUGUGUCCCUACAACAAAGCCUCCGCUCUGCAGCAGAUGAGGGAUGGAGUUCUGGGGACGGUCCAUGACAUAGAACAGCUGCUGAAACUGGGGAAGGAAACUCAUUCAUGCCCUUAUUAUGCCACGCGUCUUGCUAUUCCCCCUGCACAGUUGGUGGUGUUGCCCUAUCAAAUGGUGCUUCAUGAGGCUACAAGAAGGGCAGCGGGGGUCCAGCUAAAGGGACAGGUGGUGAUCAUAGAUGAAGCUCAUAAUCUUAGUGACACUCUCUCCUGCAUAUACAGCACAGAGCUGACUGGUGCUCAGCUUUGCCGUGCACACUCCCAGCUCACACAGUAUGCUGAUCGCUAUAGGAGCCGACUGAAGGCUAAGAAUCUGAUGUACAUCAAGCAGAUCCUGUUUGUUAUCGAGGGACUGGUCCGUGUGCUUGGAGGUAAAAUUGGACAAAAUCCACAGACCCAGAUCACACAAGCAGGGACAGAGAUGCACACCAUUAACAACUUUCUCUUCAAGGCUCAGAUUGACAACAUAAACUUGUUUAAGCUGCAUAGGUACUUUGAGAAGAGUAUGAUCAGCAGGAAACUGGGUGGAUUUGUGGAGAAGUAUGCGGGCUCAGGUGUGACCCUGCAAACCCAGACCAGCUGCAACAAAGAGAACCGACGCACAGAAGGCCUGAAUCGUUACAUUCAGACCUUACAGAGCAACCGGGGCUCUGCGCCAGUUCCCUCUGCAGACCAGCAGGGGUCUAUUGAGGCCGACAAAGUGCUGUCCGCCUCUCCCAUGAUGCAGGUGGAAGGUUUCUUCAUGGCUCUGACCAGCAGCAAUACAGACGGCAGGGUGGUGGUUCACAGACAAGGCACCGUGUCAGAGAGCAGCAUCAAGUUCCUCCUUCUGAACCCAGCUGUUCAUUUUGCUCAGGUCCUAAAGGAGUGCAGAGCCGUCAUUAUCGCUGGGGGAACCAUGCAGCCUGUUUCAGACUUUAAACAAGAGCUGCUGUUUUCUGCCGGAGUCGGGGAGGAGCGCAUUGUGGAGUUUUCCUGUGGCCACGUCAUUCCCCCAGAGAGCAUCCUCCCCAUCGUCUUGUGCAGCGGCCCAUCUGGCCAGGAACUGGAUUUCACUUUUCAAAACCGAGAUUCUCCUCGCAUGAUGGAUGAAACGGGUCGCAUACUCUCCAACAUUUGCAACGUGGUCCCUGGAGGUGUCGUGUGUUUCUUUCCCUCUUACGAAUAUUCGAGGCGGGUCGUUUCUCACUGGGAAGCCAGCGGUGUGCUUGCCCGAUUGGCAAACAAGAAGAAGAUCUUUCAAGAGCCAAAGAAGGCCAGCCAAGUGGAGCAGGUGCUGGGCGAGUUUUCCCGCUGCAUUCAGAGGUGUGCCGCCGACAGCGGCGGACUCACUGGCGCGCUGCUGUUGUCUGUGGUCGGAGGGAAGAUGAGCGAGGGAAUCAAUUUCUCCGAUGACUUGGGCAGGUGUGUUGUGAUGGUCGGAAUGCCAUAUCCAAACAUCAAGUCCCCGGAGCUCCAGGAAAAGAUGUCAUAUCUGGACAAACACCUGCCUCCCACUCAAGGAAGGAGCCCCGGACAAGCUCUUAUAGAAAACCUCUGCAUGAGGGCUGUCAACCAGUCUAUAGGAAGAGCUAUCCGUCACCGUGGUGACUAUUCCUCCAUUGUGCUGUGUGACAGACGUUAUUCUCGGCCAGCUACUCUCUCCAAACUCCCCGCCUGGAUCAAAGAGCGCACCAGCACACAUUCAACUUUUGGUCCUGCUUUUGCUGCUUUACGAAAGUUCUUUCAAGAGAAGAAGCAUAAGAAAAUGUAG